Molecule: messenger RNA, 441 nt
Organism: Fusarium falciforme
Lineage: Eukaryota; Fungi; Ascomycota; Sordariomycetes; Hypocreales; Nectriaceae
Exons: 1
Coding region: 1-441 (146 amino acids)
Source: RefSeq, a predicted model, not a curated record
AUGCCCUACAUUCUACCUGAGACGACGCUGGACACCAUCUACCUGCCCCCCUCCCAGAAGAACCACAUCAUGGCUCCCUCCGUCUUCGUUCUCCUCCAUCGGGACACUUCGUCCACCGUCUCCAUCGUCUCCGUCUUCCUCGAUCUCCAAGACGCCAACGCUGCCUGCCUGCACAGUGCCCAGGAGGCCGGCGUCGAGGUCAAGCCCGCCGACUCUGAGAAGGGGUCUGAGAAGCCAUCCCUUAACAAGGAGCCCCUCCGCUGGGAGGCCGCAGACGGCACCUCUUCGUGGGUUGAGCGUCACACCGUGACCCCCCGCAAGAAUCUCGGCCCCAGCGCCGCCGAGCGACCCAGCGGUCUCAAGAGGAACGACAGCCGUCUGUACAUCAACGACGAGGAUGAUGUGAUUGAGCUUGCCGACGACGACGGCCACUACGACUAG